This is a messenger RNA of Gastrolobium bilobum, 3241 nucleotides long. RefSeq names its product mannosylglycoprotein endo-beta-mannosidase-like. Lineage: Eukaryota; Viridiplantae; Streptophyta; Magnoliopsida; Fabales; Fabaceae. The transcript has 11 exons. Gene Ontology annotation, biological process: carbohydrate metabolic process. The coding region runs from base 162 to 3098 and encodes 978 amino acids. Gene Ontology annotation, molecular function: hydrolase activity, hydrolyzing O-glycosyl compounds. The record is from RefSeq and is a predicted model, not a curated record.
ACGUGUUGCAAACAUAACUGGUUUCUUCUCCAUUUUUUGUUGGUCCAUUUUCCAUGUGUUACCUGUUCGUAAGGACAGAACAUAACAAUAACCAUAGGCAUCAAUCACCGACGCAGAGAUAAGGACCCUGUUACUGUUAGCGAUCGAAUUUAGGGUUUUGAAUGGAGGAGCAACAGCACAAGACCACACUGGAUUCGGGUUGGCUCGCUGCCAGGUCCACUGAGGUCCAAUUCAAUGGGACUCAGCUCACCACUACUCACCCUCCAACUACCUCCACUUCCCCAUGGAUGGAAGCUCUCGUUCCUGGAACUGUUCUGGCGACUUUGGUGCACAACAAAGUCGUGCCUGAUCCUUUUUAUGGCCUGCAAAAUGAAGCAAUCAUAGACAUUGCUGAUUCUGGAAGGGACUAUUACACAUUCUGGUUCUUUACAAACUUUCAUUGCAAGCUUUCAAGCAAUCAGCACUGUGAUCUGAACUUUCGUGGAAUCAAUUACUCUGCUGAUGUGUAUUUAAAUGGGCACAAAAUCACCCUACCAAAAGGAAUGUUUCGAAGGCACUCUCUUGAUGUCACUGAUAUUCUUCAUCCUGAGGGUAGUAACUUGCUUGCUGUUCUUGUUCAUCCUCCGGAUCAUCCUGGGACAAUUCCUCCUGAGGGAGGACAAGGCGGUGACCAUGAGAUAGGAAAGGAUGUGACCACGCAAUAUGUUGAAGGUUGGGAUUGGAUGGCUCCAAUAAGAGAUAGGAAUACUGGAAUAUGGGAUGAGGUUUCCGUUUCUGUUACUGGGCCAGUAAAAAUAAUUGAUCCCCACUUGGUUUCAUCUUUUUGUGACAAUUAUGAGAGAGCAUAUCUACAUAAUACAUGUGAGUUGGAAAACAGGAGCUCAUGGGCUGCUGAGUGUUCAUUGACUGUCCAGGUGACAACGGAACUUGAAGAUAGCAUUUGUUUAGUAGAGCAUGUUCAAACCCAAAAUCUUUCUAUUCCUGCAAAUUCACGGGUGCAGCAACAUACAUUUCCUGAGCUUUUCAUCGACAAGCCCAAUCUAUGGUGGCCCAAUGGAAUGGGAAAGCAAUCUUUGUACAAUGUUGUUAUUAACAUUGAUGUUAAAGGAUUUGGUGAGUCUGAUACCUGGAGCCAUCACUUCGGCUUCCGCAAAAUUGAGAGUCACAUUGAUGAUGCUACUGGUGGAAGGUUGUUUAAAGUCAAUGGAGAACCAGUUUUUAUUCGAGGGGGUAACUGGAUAUUGUCUGAUGGGCUACUGCGUCUCUCAAAGAAGCGGUAUAAUACAGACAUCAAGUUUCAUGCAGAUAUGAAUUUUAACAUGAUUCGUUGCUGGGGUGGUGGACUGGCAGAAAGGCCAGAGUUUUAUCAUUAUUGUGAUUAUUAUGGCCUUCUGGUAUGGCAAGAAUUCUGGAUUACUGGGGAUGUUGAUGGACGUGGUGACCCAAUAUCUAAUCCAAACGGUCCACAGGACCAUGACCUUUUCUUGUUUUGUGCUAGAGACACAGUCAAGCUUCUAAGAAAUCAUCCUAGUCUUGCCCUAUGGGUGGGUGGAAAUGAACAAAUUCCCCCAGAUGAUAUAAAUGCUGCUCUGAAAAAUGAUCUGAGGCUUCAUCCUUAUUUUGAACGUGUAGAUGAAAAUAGCAAACCUGUAGGAGACAUGUCCCCAAUGUUGAGUGAUCCUAGCCAGUAUCUUGAUGGCACUCGCAUUUACAUACAAGGUUCAUUGUGGGAUGGUUUUGCUGAUGGGAUGGGAGGCUUCAGUGAUGGUCCUUAUGAAAUUCAAAAUCCUGAAGAUUUCUUCAAGGAUUCCUUUUACGAUUAUGGAUUCAAUCCAGAGGUUGGUUCUGUGGGAGUGCCAGUUGCAUCUACCGUAAGAGCAACAAUGCCUUCAGAAGGAUGGGAGAUACCUGUGUUUAAGAAACUUUCCAAUGGUUAUGUAGAAGAAAUUCCAAAUCCCAUAUGGGAAUAUCAUAAAUACAUUCCUUAUUCAAAACCAACCAAGGUUCAUGAUCAGAUUCAACUUUAUGGUGCUGCUAAAGAUCUUGAUGAUUUUUGUUUGAAGGCUCAACUUGUUAACUACAUACAAUAUAGAGCUCUUUUGGAGGGAUGGACUUCUCGUAUGUGGAGCAAAUAUACAGGUGUAUUAAUAUGGAAGACGCAAAAUCCUUGGACUGGUCUAAGAGGUCAAUUUUAUGAUCACCUACUUGACCAAACGGCAGGUUUCUAUGGUUGUCGAUGUGCUGCAGAGCCAAUUCAUAUACAGCUUAAUCUGGCUACAUAUUUUAUAGAGGUUGUUAAUACUACAUCAGAAGAAUUGUCUAAUGUAGCUAUUGAAGCUUCAGUAUGGGAUCUCGAAGGAACAUGCCCAUACUUCAGGGUUCAUCAAAAUAUCUCUUUGCUGCCAAAAAAAGUAGCACCUAUUGCUGAGAUGAGGUAUCCAAAGUCAAAAAAUCCAAAGCCAGUCUACUUUCUUCUUCUCAAACUCUACCACAUGUCAGAUUAUAGAAUUAUAUCUAGAAACUUUUAUUGGUUGCAUCUUUCUGGUGGAGAUUACAAGUUAUUGGAACCAUAUAGUAAGAAGAAAAUACCUCUCAAGAUAACAUCGAAGGUUUCGAUUGAAGGAUCCACUUAUAAUAUUCAAAUGCAUGUGAAGAACACAUCUAGAAUACCAGACUCUAAAAGUUCAACAUUUGAGCACAGUUCAACAGUUAGGCUAAGGGAUGGUUUUUAUGGUACAGACUCACUGGAAACUGUACAUUAUGGGGCUGGAAAAGAACAUGAAAGUGGUUGGUUUAAGAGGAUACAUAGAUGUUUUGCUGGGGAAAGUGAUGGUUUGAAAGUUACUGAAAUAAAUGGGCAUGAUGUAGGUGUUGCUUUCUUUCUUAAUCUUUCUGUACAUGCUUCAAACUCGGACUACAAGGAAGGGGAAGACACAAGAAUUCUUCCGGUUCAUUACUCAGAUAACUAUUUUUCACUGGUCCCAGGAGAAGCCAUGCCUAUAAAAAUAUCUUUUGAGGCUCCUCAGGGUGUCACUCCUCGAGUUAUUCUGCAUGGCUGGAAUUACCAUGGAGGACAAACCAUUCAUGAAGUUGUAUGAUAAUCGUACCCAACCGUGUGAAAUGAUUAAGUCUUGUAUUUUAUCAUUAAAAAAUUGUUUUUCUCUUUUAAUCUUUUGUUUUUCUACACCUUAGGGGACUAAUGUACCCUUGCAACAACAUUUGAAUAUUAAUCAGAGCAAUU